Paramecium tetraurelia is the source of this 2511-nucleotide messenger RNA. RefSeq lists its product as uncharacterized. Lineage: Eukaryota; Ciliophora; Oligohymenophorea; Peniculida; Parameciidae. The transcript is spliced from 5 exons. The record is from RefSeq and is a predicted model, not a curated record.
AUGAUAUAAAAUGAAAUUUUACUUCUUAGUCCUUCUGAUGGAAGUGUAAUGAUAAAUAAGGAUUCGCAUGAAGAUUGCUUUCGAGUUGGUAAAAGGAUGAAAAUUUCUCAUCCCAGACAGCCAUCUUAUUAAGUAGAAGAGGAUAAAAAUCCUGCCUUUGAAAUUUUUGACUUAAAAGCGCACAAGGAACCGGAAGGAAUUAUUUGGAAAUUUAGAAAUCACAGGUAAUAUACAAAUGUAAAAGUCAAUAUCACGGAAUAAAAUACAUAAAAAAAGGUUUUUUUAUUUAUUGAUAAAUUGAAAUAACACCUCGCUUUACACAACAAAUAAUACACAAUUAUUAAUUCUGAAUUGUUUUCUCCUUUAAACAUUGGUAAAAGAGUUUAUAACACUUCACUUUACCCUAUAUUAAAUAUCAUAUGGGAUUCUAUUAUAUUUUUUUCUUGUUGCUUACUCUUAAUAGUGAGUCCAUUUUAAUAAAUAUACUAAUCAAAUUGUUAUUGGAAGUAUUUGAAUAUUUUAAUGAUUAUUCUUUGUACUUUGGAUUAGAUUUAUAAAUAGAUAUUCUAAAGGUGCUAAGAAGAAAAGUUUAAUAAUAAUAACACAACUUUUAAAAGCUUUUUAAAUUCAUAAAUAUUUUUAUUGGAUACGUCUUCUGUAGUUAUUUUUUCUGUACUUAUUGUUUUGGAUAAUGAAUUUAUUAAGAUAAUCGGUUUGAUACUUAUCAAAUAUAUAAUUUUUAGAAAGAUAAUCCUUACCUUUAAUAAAUAAUUAUAUUUUGAGUUGAGUGAUUUAAACCUCUAAAUAAUAUAAAUUUUGCUUACAUGUCAUUAUUUUACUUGUAUCAAUUUAAGAUAAGAGUUUAUACUAAAUAAAGAAGUUAUAGACUUUGAAGAAAUAAUUGGUAAUUAUAUAGAGGUUUAUGUUAAUUACAUUCUUUAAUUUGGAAAUGCAAAUUCUACUUCUGAAGGUGAUACAUUAUUACAUGGAGCCUUUAAUGUAAGUACAAUAGCAAUACUUUUGUAUUACAAAAUCCUAUUUUUGAAGUUUAUAAUUUUAGAUUGUCUCGACAUGUCCUAAGCAUACAAAAAAACUAAAGAUUUGAAAAGACUCCAGCAGUUUUUAUACAAAUAAAAAAUUUCCUAGACUUUAAAGUCCUAAAUUUCUUUAAAGUUACAUUAAAUUUUUUCAAGGGAUGAAAAUUCAUAAAACAUAGAAAACUAUUUUGAGUAGAGUUUAGCAAAAGAGUCAUUAUUUUAAGAAUUUAAGGAACAAAAGUUAAUCAACUUUGUCAAUUAGUUUGCUAUAUUUUCCAAAUUUUCAAAAUCAACUAAACAAUAAAUAGCAUAAAAUCUAACUCCGAUUGUAUUAAAUUCAAAUGAUAAAUUGAUUUGCAAUCAAUAUGGUGACUAGUAUACUAUUUAUCUUCUCUAUUAAGGUAAAGUUGCAUGUGGUCUUACAGACACAAUACAAGAAUAUCAUCAAAUCUUUAGUGGCCAAUGUUUUGGUUAAUACUCAUUCUUUACUGGUCAAGAGAAUAAGAAUUUGAUAAAAUGUUUAGAUUAUUGCCUCCUUUAUAAAUUAAAUAGAGAGAAUUUUCUAAAAAUAAUUUCAUCGAACGUUAAAGAUUUGGAAAUUGCAAAUUUUAUUAAGGAUUAAAUUUUAUUUAAUAAUAACUAUUCAAUAAUAGACUCAAUUUGUUUAUAUUGUUAAGACAAAACUCAUUUAAUAAAUAAUUGCCCAAAAGUACAUUUAAUAAAAAAGAAGAUUGAUUUUUUUGAUCAAUAUCUCUAUUGUUCAGAUUAACCUAGAAUGUUAUAUAAUAAAAGAAAAAAACGAAGUUAAGAUUAGUUUCGAAAUCAUUUUAGGAAAUUAUAUGACAUGUAAAUAAAUCAAGUUUCAGGAGAAUUUUCCUCUGAGUUAAACUCCUAAUCUUCUAUUAACUUAGACUAAAAUUUUGAAAAAAAAGAACAAAAAUUUCCUGGAGAAUCAAGCAAUUUAUUAUUAAAUGAUUUGUGCAAUGAAAAUAUGAAAUAAAGUGGACAGAAAGAAUAAUCGUAUCCAGAAAUGAUUUCACCAACUUCUCCUUAAAUUCAAUAGCAGAAACUGUAAUCAAAGAACAUUUUCGAUAUGAAAAUUUAAAACUUGCUGAAUAAGGGUAAUUCUCUAUAACUCAUACCUACUCUAUCAAAUAAUCCGAGUCCUAUAAAUAAACUAUAAAAUCCAAGUUAACCUACUGUCACUGAAUUCUUAACUUUAGUUAAUGAGGUAUUUUAUGAAAACUAUGAUAAGAAUAUUUGUAUGGAGGAUAUUUAUAAAGUAGAUUUAGACAGAAUGUAAGAUUUCGAUAUCUAUUACCCUGAAUAUAAUAUCAUUAUAGUACUUUUUAAAAUGAAAAGUAAUUCGAAAAGAAAAAAGAUUUAAUACAAAAGUAAAAUGACAAUCAAUUAAAGUGCUGCCAUGAAAAUAGGUAGGAUUAUAGAUAAAAGUAGAAAAUUAAUUUAGAUAUGA